UUUACUUCUAAUUCAUCACAACACCGCCUCCUUUUUACUCAGCCAUCCACAAUGUCCGCCGCACCAUCCAUACAACCAAAGUUCCUGCCCAGCCGCCAGGAUGUCGGUGUCGUUGCAGUCGGUUUCAGCGGUGGCCAGGUAAGAAUCCAACAUUGAAUGCAUUCUGACUUAGUGCCUAAAAUUUGAAUCAGCCUAAAGCAGGUGUUGAUGCUGCGCCUAUGGCCCUCAUUGAAGCCGGUCUGAUCAAAGAGCUGGAAGGAGACCUGGACCUCAAGGUCACUUUCGACGGACAGGUGCACAACUACGCCGAGAUGCUGCCAGCAGACGACCCAGACUACCGUGGCAUGAAGCGACCAAAAUUCGUCAGCGCCGUCACAAAGGAAGUUAGCGGUCAAGUGUACAACUACGCAAAGACCGGCAAGCUCGUCCUGACCCUCGGUGGUGACCACUCCAUCGCUAUGGGUACCAUUUCCGGCACAGCAAAGGCUAUGCGCGAGAGGCUCGGGCGAGAGAUCGCCGUCAUCUGGGUCGAUGCCCACGCUGACAUCAACACCCCUGAGACAUCAGACAGCGGCAACAUCCACGGAAUGCCCGUUUCCUUCCUCACAGGUCUUGCCACAGAAACACGUGAAGACUGCUUUGGGUGGCUUAAGGCAGAGCACAUGCUCAGCACCAAGAAGCUUGUCUACAUCGGUCUCCGUGACAUCGACCGCGGCGAGAAGAAGAUCCUAAGAGAGCACGGCAUCAAGGCAUUCUCGAUGCACGACGUUGACAGGCACGGCAUCGGUAAGGUCAUGGAUAUGGCAUUGGCCUGGAUCGGCAGCGACACACCCAUCCACCUGUCCUUCGACAUCGACGCACUUGACCCCAUGUGGGCACCCAGCACAGGCACCGCUGUUCGUGGUGGGUUGACGCUACGUGAGGGAGACUUCAUCGCCGAGUGUGUCGCAGAGACUGGUUCUCUGAUCGCGCUCGACCUUGUUGAGGUCAACCCCAGCCUUGACGAGGUAGGCGCUAGCGAUACCAUCCGUGCUGGCAACUCUAUCAUUCGUUGCGCUCUUGGAGAUACCCUUUUGUAAGAUGUCAAGCGACGAGCAGUGUCGUUGUAGUUGACUCUAGUCCUGCGAAGCCAUUUCUAGAUGUAUACCACGAGGUUGGGUGGCAGUUUUACGGAUUUCUAGACGUGUAAAGCAAUGUAGAUCUUACAGGUACUCACCAUAUUUGCCAGUGCAUCCCCCCGUGGACUGUGGCCAACAUUUUCAUGAACGAGAAACAGAUUGUAGCCUGCAAU
Messenger RNA from Macroventuria anomochaeta, 1291 nucleotides. Its product is annotated as arginase. NCBI's taxonomy places the organism in Eukaryota, Fungi, Ascomycota, Dothideomycetes, Pleosporales, Didymellaceae. The record is from RefSeq and is a predicted model, not a curated record. The transcript has 3 exons. The coding region runs from base 219 to 1079 and encodes 286 amino acids. Gene Ontology annotation, molecular function: manganese ion binding; arginase activity. Gene Ontology annotation, cellular component: nucleus; cytoplasm; cytosol.